Messenger RNA from Pestalotiopsis fici W106-1, 1734 nucleotides. RefSeq lists its product as uncharacterized. The record is from RefSeq and is a predicted model, not a curated record. NCBI's taxonomy places the organism in Eukaryota, Fungi, Ascomycota, Sordariomycetes, Amphisphaeriales, Sporocadaceae. The transcript has a single exon. Bases 1 to 1734 code for a protein of 577 amino acids.
AUGGCUUUCCAUCAACCUACCCGCCAAGCCACACAACGUGUGUAUCACCCGGCAGUGGAGGAAGAUGUGCGACAGGUACCUCGUCCAGCCGCGUCGGCUGUCGAUGAAUCACAAACUUGGGUGCUGUUUUCUCCUAUCAACGACGCCGCAACUACAACGUCGUAUCUUACAGAAACACACCGCAGUGAGUCCACGCCUGGCCGUUCGCGACUAAGUGACCUUGGCAGCGUCCAUACCAUUGCCCGUUCAGACAGUCAUGGCCGACGACGAUCGCUUAGUACACAUGAGGAAGACGAAGAAGAUGACGACGAUGAAGAGGACGAUGCAGAAUUGGACAGCUUGGACAGCCAUCUCCCCGAAUUUCGAUCAACGCCACACUUUUCCCAUUCGGCCCCUGGAUUGGCUCCCAUUGUACCAGCACACGAUGGUCUUGGUUCAUUCCGCCUUGACCAUGAUGGCAUGGGCCCCGAUAUACAAGACAGGCUGUAUGCUUUUGAGAGAUACAACCCGCGUCGGGUCAAGAGGCGACGCGAAAGUCUAGAGCUGGCUCAGGUUGAGUUGGAUAUUGAACAGGAACAAGAGAUUGAUAAGAUGGGACGAAUCGAGGCCUGGAGAUUGGAGCAGAGCCGUUGCCUUCUGGAAGAGAUUCAAAAGGAAACCAGGAGGAGGAGACGAUCAGCCGCCAGCGCUCGCUCGACCAUUGAACGGGUGGAGAAUGUUGUUCCCGACAACACCCAUUCGAAUGUUCAAGAGACAUUAGACGAGGAUGAUGCUUGGCAUGAGCAGCAAGCAAGCGACCUAGACGAGAGCGAAACAUUCCUGGGUCGCAUCACCCGAAAGGUUAUCCGGGACAUUAUGGGCAUUGAUGACAAACUGUUAUCCAUACUCUUUGGCGAGUCGUUGCCGGACGAGGACGAUCUAUCUUCUACACCAAAGGCAUCAACACUAAUACGCGAGUCGCAAAAGGACACCAACAUGACUGAUUCGGAACAUGCAUCAUGGCAACUGCAAAUGCUCGAAAGAAUCGCAAAGGAGUUGGGCUCGUUUGUUUAUCAGUUGUCAGAGCAUCCUGGUGCAUUUUCGACAUAUACGCGGAUGCAGCAGAUGCCAAUACCAUAUGCGGGUCUCCCGCCCAUUGCGGAAACAACAAAUGACAUGACUAAAGCGCCAUUGCAGGAAGCGGAUCCGAGGACAUCAAUACCUGAAUUUAAACCAACCAUUCCGACUCAUUCGAGCCCGAUAGAUGUGCCUCAGACGAAAGCAGCUCCAGCGCACUCUCAUACUGCAUCGCAUAUCACUGGUGACCAACAAGCGGUUACUGCUACUGCCUUCACGCAGGAUGAGUGGGAGCAAGACUUGGACGUAAGGCUUAUCUUUCGCUACCUCCGAUCGCGAUUCUUGUCCCGAUCAAACAGCACGGGCAACAUGUCAACAGGAUCCCAUCCAGCCACCUCGAGUAAUCAGGACGCUGCUGCAAAAGCUGCCCGUGUGCGGCAGCAUCAUCCCCUUGUGUCGAAGAUCCGUCCCCCAGAGAGGCGUUCAUUCAGGGGAGCAACGCCCACAAGUCCUGUGAUUUUUAGGCGUGCUUCUAGCUGUGCUAGUCAAAGUACACGAAAGUCCGUUCGAAGAAGCAGCUGCUCCUCUAGGCACUAUUGGGAUAUCGGCGCUGGCUCGGUGGGGACGGGCUCACUGAUUGCUGCGGCAGGGCCAAUGGGAAGCUGGGGUGAGAUUUGA